AUGGCGACGGACUUCGGCGUGACCAUCAGCCCAUUCUUGAACGAGUUCUGGGGCGAGCAACAGGCCAUCAGGAGGCAGGACGCCGCCAAUCACCCUCAGGCAAUGCAAGAGCUGAGGCGAAGGGGAACGCGCUAUCCGGAAGCUAGUCUCCAAGAGCGGCUGUACGAGGUGGACGAGCGGGCUGCGAUCGACAAGGUGGCAGAGUGGCUGAGAACGACCCCCGACACCGGUAGCAUCGUUUCUUAUGAGCAUGACGGGGUGGCCGUGCUGGACCCAAGUGGGGUCGGCGACGACGCUUGGAAGCAGCGCCUCGUGGAUGGGGCACGCCAACAGACCGGGCUGGAGUUUGCUGUGAAGCCGUACAGAUCGGAGGCGAUGAUUUGGGAGCUGCUCAGGCAGGAGCACCCAGAGCUGGACUGGGACACCCAAGACCUGGAUGCGUAUCAGCUCGAGCACAAGCGCCUACAGCUGAAGUACUACAUGCGGGAUGGCAGGUCCCAGCCGGACAUGCUGGUCGGCGAGCUCAUCGGAGCUCAGCCCGCUCCCGACAAUUCCGCGGUGCCGUGCCGCGAAGUCUUCCGGACGCUGGCAGACGCCCGCGACAUCGAAGUUGCUGCAUUCAACGAGGACUCUCGCUGCUGGCACAUUCACACGAAGCAUCAAGUGAAGCACCGGCUGGUGGAGGCAGCCCAGCAGGUGGUGGACGGCUGCUGGAAGGUAGACGUCUUUCCGCCGGCGUGGACCCGCAAGUCUGGGUGCAUGCUACAGGCAACGGAAUUCUUCGUGGGCCAGAUGUACGAUGAGUCCUUUAUGGAUUCCAUGGAUGCGAAGGAGACUGAUCGCUAUGUUCUCUUCCGCGGCGGCCUGACGCUUGAUCGGGACACGAAGCUGGUGGAGCGUGGCCGCAGGGACCUCUUCAUCACGCGCAGGGCUGGCCUCGAAUACCCCGCUGAGCUUGCCGCGAAGUGGGCGGACGAGCUGAAGCAAGUCUUCGAGCGGGCGAAGGCGUAUGAGCAGGGCUUCCUCACGGCCCCGCUGAACGGCUACCCGGUGAUGCUGUCCGAGACGUUCAAGGACCUUGCAGAGCGCCUGGAGGUCGUGCAAGUCUUGUACUCGUUUUGGGAGUCGUGGCCCAUGGUCACCUUCAUCCUGAAGCAGACCGCGCGGUCUUUGUUCUGCAGGGAGGGCUACGAGGAGUUCCUCAUCCACAUGGGAGAGGGCGCGAACGGCAAGGGCCUGUGGACGCAGAUAGUGGCCACGCUCUUUGGCGAGUACUGCCACCUGCCCAGCGACCUGCCCGCACCCCCUGAGAGUCUUGGAGCUUUAUUGAAGCUUCUAUACCUUAUAACCCCUAAACCCUAA
This is a messenger RNA of Symbiodinium natans, 1362 nucleotides long. The record is from the annotation of a GenBank genome assembly. Lineage: Eukaryota; Dinophyceae; Suessiales; Symbiodiniaceae.